AUGAACUCGGUCAGGCGCAUAACAGACGAUUUGGAGAAACCAGACCUUGACGACCGAUCAUACCGAGUUAUCGAGCUUUCUAACAAGCUCGAGGCUCUACUCGUCCACGAUGCAGAGACCGACAAGGCCAGCGCAAGUCUCAACGUCAAUGUUGGAAACUUUUCAGACGAGGAGGAUAUGCCGGGCAUGGCUCACGCCGUGGAGCAUCUACUCUUCAUGGGCACUGAGAAAUACCCCGUAGAAAACGAAUACAGUUCCUACCUCUCCUCGAACUCUGGGCAUUCAAAUGCAUACACGGCCGCCACACAGACAAAUUAUUUCUUUGAGUGUGCGGCGCAGCACGAGUCGAAUGACAACCUUUCCAACGGUGCAGUCAAUGGGACUGCCGCAGGCACAACGAAUGGCUUGUCGAGAGGGCCGCUGUACGGAGCGUUGGACCGAUUCGCACAAUUCUUCGUCAAACCACUCUUUCUGGAGAACACCUUGGACAGGGAGUUAAGAGCGGUGGACUCGGAGAACAAGAAGAACCUACAAAGUGACGGAUGGCGUCUAUCGCAACUGGCAAAGUCGCUCUCGAAUCCCAAGCACCCGUUCCAUCACUUCUCGACAGGCAACCUGCAAACCCUGAGGGACGAGCCCGAGAAAAAAGGUGUCAAGAUUCGUGAUGAGUUCAUUCGUUUCUAUGAACAGCAUUACUCUGCAAACAGAAUGAAGCUCGUCGUGUUGGGUCGCGAAUCCCUUGAUGAACUGGAAAGCUGGGUAGUGGAGCUUUUCUCCGAAGUCAAGAACAAAAACUUGCCUGAAAACCGCUGGGAUGAUGUUGAGGUCCUGAGCAAAGAUCAGUUAUCCAUCGAGAUCUACGCAAAGCCGGUCAUGGAGUCACGCUCUUUGGAGAUAAGUUUCCCGUGGCAAGACGAGGAGGAUAUGUUCGAGACACAGCCUGCUCGAUACAUCAGUCACUUGAUCGGCCACGAAGGCCCUGGCAGCAUAUUGGCUUAUCUCAAAGACAGAGGUCUGGCUCAAACCUUGUCUGCUGGCUACCAUCCUGUGUGCCCAGGAUCUGCUUUCUUCGAGAUCGAUAUCGGAUUGACGCCUGAUGGGCUGAAAAACUAUCACGAGAUUGUCAAGAUUGUUUUCCGGUACAUUGGGAUGAUGAAAGCAACGCCCCCAGUUGCCUGGAUGCACGAGGAGAUGAAGAAUAUGGCGGAAGUGGAUUUCAGGUUCCGUCAGAAGUCUCCUGCAAGCCGAUUUACGAGCGCUAUCAGCUGCGUGUUGCAGAAGCCUGAUUUGCCCCGCAACUGGCUGCUCAGCAGCACCAGCAAGUUCAGAAAGUUCGAUGCUCAAGCCAUUGCGCAAGCUAUGCAAUAUCUCCGCGAAGACAACUUCAGGCUUAUGAUAGUGUCUCAGGAGUACCCUGGUAGCUGGGAUCAGAAAGAAAAGUGGUAUGGGACGGAGUACAAAGUGGAGAGAAUACCGACCGACGUGCUGUCAGACGUUCGAAAAGCUUUGACUGACCCCGAAACUGGCGCCAUAGCGGAACUCCAUCUCCCACACAAGAAUGAAUUCAUUCCUACCAAGUUGGACGUGGAGAAGGCGGACGUCAAAGUACCUGCAAAGGCGCCCAAGUUGCUUCGAAAUGACGACAAGGUCCGCCUAUGGUGGAAAAAAGAUGAUACAUUUUGGGUGCCGAAGGCCAAUUUGCACAUCAAGAUUCGAAACACCGUUACCUCUGCAAACACUGCCAAUUACGUCAAGACAAAUCUCUUCAUCAACCUCGUCAAGGAUGCUUUGUCGAGCUACUCGUAUGACGCCGAGAUAUCUGGCCUCGCCUACGCGAUCGGGCCAAACAUGCUUGGCUUUGAUAUUCACGUCCAUGGCUACAAUGACAAGAUGGCUGUCCUCUUGGAGAAGAUCUUGACGACGAUCCGGGAGAUUGAGGUCCGAACCGAUCGUUUCGAAAUCAUCAAAGAACGUAUGGCCAGGAAAUAUAAGAACUGGGCAUAUCAGCAGCCAUACUAUCAGAUCGGAGACUACACCCGAUGGUUAUUGAAUGAACGGUCUUGGAUGAACGACGCCUAUGCCAAAGAACUUCCGCACAUCACGGUAGACGACAUUAGAACGUUUGUUCCAGAACUCCUCCAGCAGGCACAUUUCGAAGUGCUGGUCCAUGGGAACUUGUACAAAGAAGAAGCCAAGAAAAUCGGCAACCUCAUCGAGACAACAUUGAAAUCACGCGCUUUUCCUCCUUCGGACUGGUUGUUGCGAAGGAAUGUCAUCAUCCCGGAAGGAAGCAACUUCGUCUACAAACAAGCGUUGGGUGAUCCCGACAAUAUCAACCAUGCGAUCGAAUAUUAUCUAGACAUUGGCCAUGUUAUGGACCUAGACCUGCGAGCGAAAGCACAGCUAUUCAGCCAGAUGACGGAUGAACCCGCGUUCGAUCAGUUGAGGACUAAAGAACAACUUGGAUACGUCGUAUGGAGCGGGACCCGUCCUGCAGCAGCCAGGAUGGGUUACAGAGUGCUAAUUCAGAGCGAACGGGACCCAGACUAUCUCGAAACCCGGAUCAAUGCCUUUUUACUCAAAUUCAAAUCAGAUCUUGAGUCGAUGUCAAAUGAAGAGUUCGAGGGCCACAAACGAAGCCUUGUCAACAAACGAUUGGAGAAACUCAAAAAUCUCGACUUCGAGACCGGCCGGUUGUGGGCGUACAUCAGCGGUGAAUAUCUCAACUUCUACCAAGUGGAUAGAGACGUCGCCGUCAUCCGACAGCUCACCAAGGAUGACAUGAAACAGUUUUAUGCUCAGUAUAUCGAUCCAGAGUCCCCAAAGCGAAGAAAGCUUUCAAUUCAUCUCGAGGCUCAAGCCACAAGCUCAGUGCCAGAGAUUUCGCCUGCCGAACAAAAAGAUCAGUUUGUGGGGCUCCUUGAACAAAUGCUUAGAUCUCUGGGUGUUGAGGUUGACGAAGGAAGAUUGAAGGCUCAAUUCGAGAAGGUCGACCUUUCAAACCUGCCCUUGGUCUCGAAUGCAAUCAACGAAUACCUUGGAAAGUCGACACCCGCCUUGAAGAACGAUGAAGUCCUCGAAAAGAUAAAAGAAGCUAUCCCACAAAUGCAGAUUGCGCUCAAGAUCAAGCCAGUGGAGUCGGCCAACAACGUCGUUGAGGUGGCCGCACAAAUCCCACUCCCCGUCAUAAUUAAAGAUGUGGCGAUGUGGAGAGCCGGCCUGGAAGUCAGCAAGGGACCUGUCCCAGUUGAAGAUCUGCAAAGUUUCGAGGACCUUGAAUCCAAGCUGUGA
This is a messenger RNA of Fonsecaea nubica, 3291 nucleotides long. RefSeq lists its product as hypothetical. The coding region runs from base 1 to 3291 and encodes 1096 amino acids. Gene Ontology annotation, biological process: peptide catabolic process. Lineage: Eukaryota; Fungi; Ascomycota; Eurotiomycetes; Chaetothyriales; Herpotrichiellaceae. The record is from RefSeq and is a predicted model, not a curated record. Gene Ontology annotation, cellular component: mitochondrion; cytosol. Gene Ontology annotation, molecular function: metalloendopeptidase activity; metal ion binding. The transcript has 2 exons.